Arachis ipaensis is the source of this 1815-nucleotide messenger RNA. Lineage: Eukaryota; Viridiplantae; Streptophyta; Magnoliopsida; Fabales; Fabaceae. The record is from RefSeq and is a predicted model, not a curated record.
AUGGUUAAAUCUAAUGGUGUUCAUCCUGACACCUAUAGAUUGUUAUUGUUUCAAUUUUCCUUGAGGGACAAGGCAUCAAAAUGGUUGGAGUCAUUCCCGAAGGAAAGCUUGACAACCUGGGAAGAUGUAAUGAGCAGAUUCUUGACGAGGUUCUACCCGCCACAAAGAGUGAACAGGCUGAGAAUUAAGGUGCAAACAUUCAGACAGCAGGAUGGUAAAACUCUUUAUGAAGCCUGGGAGAGAUUCAAGGAUUUGACAAAGAAAUGCCCCCUUGACAUGUUUAAUGAGUGGGUGCAAAUUCACACUUUUUAUGAAGGGCUGAAUUAUGAAUCAAGGAAAGCUGUAGAUCACUCAUCUAGAGGUUCCCUAAACAAGAAGAAGAACAUUGACGAGGCCAUUGGUGUUAUAGAGACAGUGGCUGACAAUGAGUAUUUUUAUGCCUCUGAUAGAAGCAACAAUAGGGGAGUCUUGGAAUUGAAUCAAAUGGAUACAAUCCUGGCUCAGAACAAGAUGAUCACCAAGAAAUUUGCCGAAUUGACCAAGCAAAUGGAGAAGAACCAGGCUGCAGCUAUCCAUACUCAAUCAUUACCUCAAGAAGAAUUAGAGACAGAAGAAAGACCUAACUGGGAGGAAGCUAAGUACCUUGGAAACUCAUCUAGCCAUAAAAACCACUCUCAACACCCCAAUUUCAACCAACCACCACCACAUGAUGAUGAUAGAAUGACCAGGAUGGGAGCUAUGCUUGCAAACCUUUACAAAGAGUGUGAGGACAUCAAGAAAUUCCAAGAAGAAGAGAGAGGUAAUAUGAAAAGCCGAGGGGAGGUUCUUAAGAAUCUUGAAGCUCAAGUAGGACAUCUUUCACAGUGGAUUCCGAAGCUCACUGAUAGUUUCCCUAGUGACACUGAGAAGAAUCUAAGAGAGGAAAUGAAGAAGGUGAGAUGGGAAGAGUGUAAGGCAGUGACUCUUGCAAAUGAAGAAAUACUGGAAGAAGACACCAGCGAACCAACAGAGCACAACCAAGGAAGCCCCCGGAGCAAUAUGGAGAAAAAAGAACAAGGAACUGGAUCUGUACAGGGAAAAGACUCAACAAGGAAGGAAACUUUGAAGCCUUAUGUGCCAAAGGCACCGUUUCCCCAGAGACUCAAGGGAGGGGAGAAAGAAAAGUCAUAUUCAAGAUUCCUAGACAUGUUUGCAUCUCUCAGUGUCAACAUUCCCUACCUCAAAAUCCUUAAACAGAUGCCUACUUGUAUCAACUGGAUGAAGGAGCUACUAGCCAGGAAGAGCAACCUGAAAGGUGGCCAAAUAGUGGUGAUGAACAAGGAAUGCAGUGCUCUCAUUCAGAAGGACGUACACCUGAAAAGAAAAGAUCCAAGGAGCUUUCUUGUUGGUGGUGGUAUACGGAAACUUGGUGGAGGAGUUGUAUUAAAACUUGGUGGAAUGAGUGUUCGGGGAAAAGUGGUUGGUGGAGGUACACUGGGAUUGGGUAUAGGUGGUAUGGUUGGUGGAACACUUGGUAUACUUGGUAUACUUCUUGGUGGGGUUAAGGUGGUGGUUAUGGGAGUUCUUGGUGGUGGAGUGAUGGGAAUGGUUCUACUUAGUGGAGGGUACAUACUAUUGAAAGUUGGUGUAUUAUUUAAAGGGAAAGGUGGUGUUGGGAGGUUCCUUCUUGUGGGUGUAGGCAGUUUUCCUCGUUCUCCUUCGGGUUUCCUCCUUAAUACUUCGAUAACUCCGAUUGGAACGGUUUUAAUUUCGGUUGAACCUGAGUACCCUGAGUACGGUGUUCGUUCCGUAGAGGUGCCUACUCACACUCUUUAG